Messenger RNA from Phymastichus coffea, 1098 nucleotides. Its product is annotated as malate dehydrogenase, cytoplasmic-like. Gene Ontology annotation, molecular function: L-malate dehydrogenase (NAD+) activity. NCBI's taxonomy places the organism in Eukaryota, Metazoa, Arthropoda, Insecta, Hymenoptera, Eulophidae. Gene Ontology annotation, biological process: malate metabolic process; tricarboxylic acid cycle; oxaloacetate metabolic process. The record is from RefSeq and is a predicted model, not a curated record. Bases 1 to 1098 code for a protein of 365 amino acids. The transcript has 6 exons.
AUGGAUCAGUAUAAAUUCAAGAGUAACCUUACCGUCUUUCGCAAAACUUUACAAAAUGAAGAUAAACCUCCAUUGCGCGUGGUGAUCACUGAGGCGAUGAGUUACACAAGUCGAUCCCUUGCCUAUCGUUUACUGAGCGACGAAGUUUUUGGCUCGGAUCAAGAAAUUAUUCUGAGUUUUUUCGAUACGAGCGACAGCGUUGUGUUUCUCGAGGGUAUCGUCAUUGAAAUAACAGCUUGCGCUCCGAAUUUGUUGAGAGAUAUUAUUCAUUCGAAAGAGGAAUCCGAGGCGUUCAAAGAUGCAGACUACAUCUUUUCUAUAGGCAAAGCUCGCGACUACAAUUUUUUCAAGACUGACCUUAAAGGCGAUCAAUUUUUUCAGGAUGCCGUUUUAGAAACAAAGAGUAACGCACUGGCGAUCGAGAAAUAUGCGAAGAAAGACGCAAAAGUAAUAACUCUGGGAAACACCGCGGCGACGUUAAUAUCGGAAUACGCGCCGUCUAUCCCAAAGGAAAAUAUCACAGCUGUUUCUUUAGCUCUUCAAAAAUCUGCCGCGACGGCGAUAGCCAAAAAAAUGGGAAGAGUUCCGAGUGACGUGUCAAACUUGAUUAUUUGGGGUACGAAUAGUAGGCAGAAUUUUCCGUAUUGCAAUUAUGCGAAAUUCAAAGACGGUAAAUCUGUGAUGAAGGAAGUCGACGACGAUGUAUGGUUAAGAAAAGAAUUACCAGAGAAAGUAGAGGCCACGUUCCAGAAAUGCAGAUACAGAACUUCGGAUGCUUUGGCGCUAGCCGAGCACUGUAAGCUCCUAAUUCAAGGUACACCUCCGGGUAAAUGGACCUGCAUGAGCGUUUACUCCGACGGGUCGUACGGCGUGACGCCUAGGGUGUUUUUCUCGUUUCCCGUUACUUGUGAAAAUGGAUGCUGGAAAAUUGUGCAGGGAUUGUAUGUAGAAGGUUACUGCAAACAAAUCAUCGCUGACUUUCUGGCCAUCAUCAAUGAAAAAAUUACGAUCGCUUUGAAAAUCAGUCAACGACCUGUCAGCCCACCGUUGUUUAGAAAGUCCGUUAGAAAGUCAAUAAUAAAAAUUAGCCAAAUUUAA